Talaromyces proteolyticus is the source of this 365-nucleotide messenger RNA. RefSeq lists its product as uncharacterized. The transcript has a single exon. The coding region runs from base 52 to 237 and encodes 61 amino acids. The record is from RefSeq and is a predicted model, not a curated record. NCBI's taxonomy places the organism in Eukaryota, Fungi, Ascomycota, Eurotiomycetes, Eurotiales, Trichocomaceae.
GGGGGCGAUUAUUUAAGUAAGCGGCACAAUACAGUGUUAGAUACCCCUCCAAUGCUGUUUGCUUCCCAUCAAUCUCAUACCUCUCUCUCUCUCGGGACGAUUCAUUGCCAUGGGACCAAUAUCAUUUCAAAUACUCUCCGACCUGCACCUCGAAACUCAUUCCUUGUACGGAAGCUUCAAGUUCGCUCAAACCGCAUCAUACCUCGCCCUUCUUGGCGAUAUUGGCCACGUCGCUAACAACGACUCUUUUCAUUUCUCGAAGAUCAACUUGGCCAUUACUCAGUUGUCUUUUUUCUUUUGGGAAAUCAUGAUCCAUAUCAUCUGUCGUUCAAAGUUGCGAAGGCCAAGAUACACAGUUUCCAGGC